AAGGAUUAUUAGCUUUAGGAGACCUUCAAGUUUUAAUACUCCGAUUAGAGGAAAACUUCCACAACCACUAGAAUUUCUUAAAUCUCUCAGCAUCUGCAAUUAAGGAUCGAUCCAGUAAUCUGUGAUCGUAAGUUUCAGAUAAUUUUCUUUUUGCCCGGUAGCAAUCAUGAACUGCGAAGCCUGCCAACUCAAAGAACUGGAAGUAGAACACUUCGAGAUACGCGAGGUUUUACGCUGCAUACUGCACACGAUUGUCUUUCACCGGGCUUUAGGUCUUGUGCGGCCCAAAGAUAUUGAUUUAGAACUUUUUGAAAUUACAUAUGUACAAUGUGGUGAUGCAGAACUUGAGAAGAAGAUAGAUGAAAAGAUUGAGCAGUUUAUAAGUUGGGUUGAUAAACACCCAAACAAGAAAAGUCAGAUAUGUUUAUCAUUCUAUGAAGUGAAAAGCAAACAACCUUCUUGGUUCACUAACAAAAUUGAGCGGCUAUAUUGGGAACAGUGGUAUAUUAACUUGAAUGUAACUCAACAUCCAAAAGCACAUUCUGGCAAGUUUCAUCAUUCCAAAAUAGUAGUUGACCCAGGAGAGAGUGCAUCUGAGGAGAGAAUUGCUCGUAGAGCUGCACUCGAGGCAUCACUUCGUGAGGUUUUAUUUCAAAUUGUAAAAUUUGUGAAUGAGAAAAAGGACCAUGUUCCACCCAUAACUGAUGCUACACAUUUCCCCUAUGAAAUUACCAUCCCAAGGUAAUUUGUCUGAAGCUCAUGAUCUGACUGCUGAGUUAACAUUCUGCUGCCCAUGACUCAGUUCAUCAGAUUCUGCUUUUGGAAUGGAUAUGUUCAAGAGGAUGCUACAGACUGGCCAUCCAACUAUGCUCAGCUGAUUCUCAGAAUUUGGAACUUGAAGCAAUUCGUAAACGAGUAAGAUGGUUCCUUCUCUGGGCUCUAGUUAUAGAACAAUAUUAUAAUGGUAUUGGGGGUAAGAAGCAAGAUGGUAGGGGUACUGGUUGCACACUUUGUAAAAGACAUUACUCCUACAUAUGUGUAAUUCCAUUCUCUCUGUAAAUAUAUCUUCCUUUUGUAUAUCAAGUUAUUUUUUUUUUU
Messenger RNA from Carica papaya (papaya), 1098 nucleotides. Its product is annotated as meiotically up-regulated protein. The record is from RefSeq and is a predicted model, not a curated record. Gene Ontology annotation, biological process: autophagy; autophagosome assembly. NCBI's taxonomy places the organism in Eukaryota, Viridiplantae, Streptophyta, Magnoliopsida, Brassicales, Caricaceae. Gene Ontology annotation, cellular component: phagophore assembly site; Atg1/ULK1 kinase complex. Gene Ontology annotation, molecular function: protein kinase binding.